AGGAAGUUGAAUAAUCAGCUGAUAGUGGUGGUGUUUUGUUGGAAGUUGCCGUUGUUUGUGAAGUGUUUAUAUUCCUUUCUCUUCAAUUCACGAUAAAGACACAACAAACGAAAAAAGGAAUUCGAUGGACAUUUAAUUAUUAGUGAUGUUAUGAAAAUUAGCUAAGUGACUCACUGUUACAAUUUCAAUUCAUAGCUAGCUAAAUUGCUGUUGAAUCCUCGGGAAGAAAGAAAACAGCAACGUAACGUCAGUCAACGGGUUUGAGACGUUCUUUGUUUUUGUUUUGUCAGACAGAAUUGCAGUAUUUGGUUUCUUCUUUUUGAACAUUGUUUUAUAUUUAUUUAUAAUUGUGCGUGGAUUUUAAUAACAAUAAAUAUACAUGAGAGCUAGCUAGCAUAGCUACAAGUCGCCGAUAAUUGUUGUCAAGCUCCUGAGUUGUCUAAUCAGAAGCGAGACAACAGAGCUGUUUAGAUAGUGACGAGUGUGGAAAGAUUUCAGACUAGCUAGCUAGCUAGUUGUGGUGUGAUCGUCAUUUGCACAUCACUCAGUUAGCUCAACUGCGACCUGUUGGUAGAGUUAUAUGUCAGCCACCAACCUGUAAUUCUCAGUUAGCUUUGUGUGCAAUUUAGCAAGUUUGCUGCGCAAUUCCUGAAUGCCAACGUUGUCAGCAAGGAUCGCUGGUCCAAAAGUAUGGUAACAGCAAUGUGUCGUAACUAAGUGUCGGAGUGUCUUGGCCUCUGAGAAGGUGUCAUUUGUCCCACUGUCAAUAUAUUUCAGGGUGUUUUAUGUAAACCCGUAUUGUGUAUGCCUAUGAAUUAAGUAUUAUUUUAUUGUGUUAAUAGCUUCAUGUUGUGUAGAAACCGUGCAAUUGAAAAGGAGUGAUUUAAGAAGAGAAGGAUCAGGCAGUCUAAUAUUAAAGAACGGUCCAGUUCUGGCACAGGCACAGAACCUCCUUGAAAAUCCUUCUCCCUACUUGCCAAUGCUGGAUCUGGAAGUUGUUCCUGAAAGAUCUUUAGGACAUGAGCAAUGGGAAUUCGCAUUAGGGAUGCCAUUGGCCCAGGCCAUUUCCAUUUUACAGAAACACUGCCGCAUCAUCAAGAAUGUCCAGGUUCUCUACAGUGAACAAAUGCCACUCAGUCAUGACCUCAUACUCAACUUGACUCAGGAUGGAAUGAAACUGCUGUUUGAUGCCUGUAACCAGAGACUGAAGGUGAUUGAAGUAUACGACUUGAGCAAAGUGAAAUUGAAAUACUGUGGAGUACAUUUCAACACUCAGGCUAUAGCACCCACUAUAGAGCAGAUUGACCAGUCCUUUGGUGCCACACACCCUGGAGUAUACAAUGCUGCAGAGCAACUGUUCCACUUGAACUUUCGGGGACUCUCCUUCUCCUUCCAGCUUGACUCAUGGAAUGAAGCUCCCAAGUAUGAGCCUAACUUUGCCCAUGGCUUGGCCUCCCUGCAGAUUCCGCACGGGGCCACAGUGAAACGGAUGUACAUCUAUACUGGGAACAACCUACAGGACACCAAGGCUCCAGUGAUGCCCCUUGCCUGUUUCCUUGGCAACGUGUAUGCAGAGUGUGUGGACGUGCUGAAGAAUGGUGCGGGACCACUUGGUCUGAGACUUCGCAUCCUCACUGCAGGCUGCGGGCCGGGUGUGAUGGCUGAUGCCAAGGUGCGUGCUGUGGAGAGGAACAUCUACUUUGGAGACUCCUGUCAAGAUGUGCUGAGCGCUCUGGGCUCGCCACACAAGGUCUUCUACAAGUCAGAGGACAAGAUGAAGAUCCACUCUCCGUCGCCUCACAAGCAGGUCCCGUCCAAAUGCAAUGACUACUUCUUCAACUACUUCACCCUGGGGGUGGACAUACUCUUUGAUUCCACCACACACCUGGUGAAGAAGUUUGUCCUUCAUACCAACUUCCCUGGUCAUUACAAUUUCAACAUAUAUCAUCGAUGCGAUUUCAAGAUUCCACUUGUCAUUAAGAAAGAAGCUGCUGAUGCUCAGUGGGAGGACUGCAUUCUCACUACCUACAGCAAGUGGGAUCAGAUUCAGGAACUUCUUGGACACCCCAUGGAGAAGCCUGUCGUGCUCCACAGGUCAUCCUCGGCAAAUAAUACCAAUCCCUUCGGCUCUACGUUCUGUUUUGGACUCCAGCGAAUGAUCUUUGAGGUGAUGCAGAACAACCACAUAGCUUCAGUGACUCUGUACGGUGCCCCCAGACCCAGCAGCCGGGUCCGAGCCGAGACCAGCGCCCACUGAACAGCAUCCUACUGCCAACCCAGGCUUGGCCUGAGGGCUGUCUCUCCCCUUCUCCAGGCCACACCACAGCACCCCUAGGCUGAUCAGAGCAGUGUACUGUCUCACUCAAUCUCUCACCCACUGCCAUGUUCACACCAGAGAGGAGCUCCUCUGGACCCAUCUGCCCAACUCUGACAGGCACCUCAUCCAGAGGCCUGCAGGAGCCUUACGUCAGUCUUCAUCCCACCUCCCUCCCACCUCUGACUUACCCUGUCCCAAUGGUCUUCAUCAUCAAAACACUCAUUAGAUGUGUUUCAUCAAUGCACAUUUGUAUGCCGGCAUGCACAAACACAAGCUCACCUGCAUACACAAAUGAGCACCUGCGUGCAUGUUACAGUUUUUAAAAUGACUUCAUACAUGCUUGACAUGCACACAUAUCAGAAACUGAUACCAAAAUCAUUUCAAUCCUUUCUCCACUAUAUGUUCAUGUUACCUGUUAAUACACAUGCAUAUGGAUGCAGGCUCAUCUCAUAUCUGCAGCACUAGCAUAACAAGUACACCAUUACAUACACAGACAGUUACAGAAACAAACAUGCAUGCACACAGACAAUUGCAUGAAUAGAGAAGUUGUUGUUUUUAAAAGGAGAGUGGUAAAAGAUGACUAGCACAAAUUGUCCUCCCCAUGGAGGGUCCUAGUGCUCUGCAUGCUUUGAGGGGGAACUGUCUUGGCACAUGAUCAAACACAGACACACAUAUACUGGUCCACAUACACCACACACACACACAAAUUCAUACACUCAUGUCAUGAACAAGUCCUCAGCAUAAGCCACCUCCUAUUGCAAGGCCGUAAAUCACUAACUGCAUUUGUAGUUAGUUAGUUUGUUUUGUUUAUUUGCCAGGACCGAUGGAAACAUUUGAACAUUUGCACUAAGAUACACCCUAUUUACUUUCUUGUUGUUUCCUAUCCAGUGAGGAGUAUUGUGCAUUUUAUUUAUAUUAGUGAUGGCAGAGGAAAGGCUCCAGCUCCUCUAUCCCAUGACUUGCUUCCUUUCCUUCCACAUGUACACUAUCCCCUCCACUGCCCACUGCUACCUCUGUCUUUACAGCCUUCCUCCCCAUGCUAUCCCAUGACUGGCUUCCUUUCCUUCCACAUGUACACUAUCCCCUCCACUGUCCACUGCUACUCCUGUCUUUACAGCCUUCCUCCCCAUGCUAUCCCAUGACUGGCUUCCUUUCCUUCCACAUGUACACUAUCCCCUCCACUGUCCACUGCUACCCCUGUCUUUACAGCCUUCCUCCCCAUGCUAUCCCAUGACUGGCUUCCUUUCCUUCCACAUGUACACUAUCCCCUCCACUGUCCACUGCUACCCCUGUCUUUACAGCCUUCCUCCCCAUACUAUCUCAUGAUUUCUCUUUCCCCCUACUUCUCUCUCUCUUCACAGGAGAUGAAUCCCUCAGAUUUACUUCAUCAUUGCUAUCAUUCUUAAUUUAAAAAAAGUGUUAAAUUGCCAAAAGUUUUGCCAAAGAUGGUUCAGCAUGUUUUAAGUUAUCCAGGCAUUUUAGUUUGUCAAAAUUUGACCUUUUCCUAAGAAGAGCAGACAUUCCCUCCUAAACAAUAUUUUUUUUAAAAUUGUAGGCCCCUGACCCAUAAUCUUAAUCUCUCCUAAGAACUUCUUGGGUAUAUAAUCUUUAUUAUUUGUGCUUUUUAAUGCAGAUAUUUUAUCAUUCAGUUUUUAGUCUCCUGAGACUCCUCCCUAUGUGUAGCAGGUAGAUUGGGGACUAUGUGCAGCAGCAGUCUCUUCUGGUGUUUUGUACAGAUUUGUAAAUAGUGUGCUCUUUUUUGUCAUUUUAAGCUAAUGGUACAAUGUGGGUCUGAAUUGUUUUAAGGUCAGAGCACACACCAGACGUGACACUUGUAUUACUUAGGAAUUCUGUUUGAUGUCUCUCUCCCUAGUGGAGAGAACAGUGGCGCUCCUAAGCCCUGGGCCUGGAGGGUUCAUUCAUCUCUCUAGUUCAGCUUUAACCACUUAGUACUAGAGACAGAUGCUGAAGAUGGGCUAAAGCUGAUACAAGGAGGGGCUACUGUUGGGUUGGGAAGGGAGCCCUGUACAGUCUAUGAUGUUUAGAACCCCUGGAUGUGUGUGUGAUCAGUGUUACAGUGGGUUGAUCGUGUUCUGGUGCUAGAUCAGAGGUGUGACUGAGGCUUAUAAGUGUGUGUCCUCCCAUCUUGUGUAUCUAUCUGCCAUCAUGUCAGCCCCUGUCAGACCAGUCCUCCAGGUCUCAGCUUUACAGUGUGUGAUGCAGGCUUAUUACAUGGGCAUGGUUCAUUCUGUUACAUUGACUUGUUUCAUGAGUUGCGAUGGGGGGGGGAAAAGCCCUGUACUGUUGUUUUUAAUUUUAUCCCUUGCUUUGUGCAAGUUGAAUAAAAGAAAAGGGUAGAAUGGCUUGUUAAAGUUGUGCCUCAUCUCCCACCAAGCCUGUCUUGACUUCUCUCUGUAAAUUAAACUAGGCUAUAGAACUGCAUUGUGUAUGACUUGAGCAUGAAAAGUUAACAUGGUUGGCUGACUGUCACCCAUAGUCAUCAUUGUCCUCUUGCUCCAGAAAACAUAACAGUAAAGAGUAGAUUAAAGACUUGGGUCACUAUUCAAUCUGUAUUGCUGAAGUGUUACAGCUAGCACGAUAAAUGUAAAGGUAAUUCAUUUUCAAUUACUCUGUAACUCAACUUUCUCGAUACGGAUUGAAUAGAGCCCUUUAUGUAGAGGUCCUGAGCUCAGUCAUGAAGGGCAUUGCUGUCAUCCUCAUCACAUAUCCCCCUGGUAUUCUGAUUGGAAGAUUUGCACAGUACACAAUAUAUUGUUUUGUCUGGUCUUAUGUUAUCGUUGCAGGACACAGAAACAUGUAUAUCACUCUGAACAUCUCACAGCAAGACAAUGGUUAUAACAUCAGUUUGACCACCCACUGGCCAGCCCUUCAUGACCUGAGAUGGAUACACAGACUGGUUGUGUUGGAAUUCAAAUACAAUGCACACUCAGCUUUGAGCGAGAAAACAAAUGCAACACCACCAAUGUUGGAGUGAUGUUUCUGGAAUGUUACUGCUGAGAGUGAGUAGCUAGUGUGCUGGGCUGUUCUUGCCCAAUCUCAGGUGGACAUAUCAGAUAUUUUUUUAAUGCCAGGCGCAAGUGAAUGCUUCAUUUUCAUCAGUUGGUUUUAGCUAUUUUAUUUCCUCUGAGGUUAUCCUAUUUUUCCAUUGGAAUGAAUGAAUGGUUGUCCUUAAGAUUAGAAAUUGACAACUUCAGUUUAGUGUAAUACUCGUAUUAAUUCUAUGUAUUGUCUCCCUUUAUAUUGUGUGUUAUCCUCCUCCCCCAAAGUAAUUAUUUUUGGUGGAUUCAGUACAGUUAACCCAUUUCUGGAAAUGGGAAUUAUCCUUAAUUAAACUUGUGAAUCAAAUUCAUUGGAAUGUGGUGUUUUAUAUUUUGGAUACCUUUACUUCUGUACAAUAAAGAACAUGUAUAGAUCAACAUUAUCAAGCAUGUCAUAGAAAGCAAUAACCAUUACUGCGGUGAAUCAGAACGGUCUGCUUAAAGCUUGCGCAAUGCUUCCGACUGAAACGAUGCAAGAUUGCUGUGAUAAAUUUAGAUGAGCUCCUCAUUAAAUCUACUGAAACUCAACAUUUAUAAUUUUAUAACACUGCUCAUUAUGAAUUCUGUUAAUUAAAAAUAAUCCUGUUACUGUGUGUACAAAAAGGAUAUGAACAAAUGGAUGUAAUAAAUAUGACACAAAAAG
Messenger RNA from Oncorhynchus masou masou (cherry salmon), 6019 nucleotides. Its product is annotated as phagosome assembly factor 1-like. Gene Ontology annotation, cellular component: trans-Golgi network; dendrite; synaptic vesicle membrane. The record is from RefSeq and is a predicted model, not a curated record. The transcript has 16 exons. NCBI's taxonomy places the organism in Eukaryota, Metazoa, Chordata, Actinopteri, Salmoniformes, Salmonidae. Gene Ontology annotation, biological process: Golgi to plasma membrane protein transport. Bases 980 to 2257 code for a protein of 425 amino acids.